AUGAACAAGUUCAAUCUCACAGAAAGAAUUCUUUUGAAGCAAGGACUUCCAUUUCGUGGGCAUGAUGAAUCUGAAAAUUCAAAUAAUCGAGGAAACUUUAUUGAAAUUUUGGAAUGGUUAUGUGGUUAUAAUGAAGAUAUAAAAGCUGUCACAUUGAAAAAUGCUCCUGAAAAUUUGAAGUUAACAUCACCUGAUAUUCAGAAGGACAUUGUAAGUGCUAUUUCAGUUGAAAUUGUCAAUACAAUUGCUAGUGAACUUGGUGAUUCUUUAUUUGCCAUUCUUGUUGAUGAAUCUCGAGAUAUGCCCUCAAAGGAGCAAAUGGCCAUUGUAUUACGAUAUGUGGAUGAUGGAAAGGUGAUUGAGCAUUUUGUGGGUAUUGAGCAUGUUACGAAUACCAAUGCUAUCACACUGAAGGAAGCUAUUGAUGAUUUUUUAAGUAGACAUGGAUUAAGCAUUUCAAGACUACGAUGUCAAGGAUAUGACGGAGCAAGUAAUAUGAGAGGUGAGCUAAAUGAUUUGAAAACACUUAUUUUGAAUGAAAAUAAAUGUGCCUUUUAUGUGCAUUGUUUUGCUCAUCAACUACAAUUAGCUUUGGUAGCAGUGGCCAAGAAUCACUAG
Messenger RNA from Rosa rugosa (rugosa rose), 618 nucleotides. RefSeq lists its product as uncharacterized. The transcript has 2 exons. Lineage: Eukaryota; Viridiplantae; Streptophyta; Magnoliopsida; Rosales; Rosaceae. The coding region runs from base 1 to 618 and encodes 205 amino acids. The record is from RefSeq and is a predicted model, not a curated record.